Messenger RNA from Aureobasidium musti, 1671 nucleotides. The record is from the annotation of a GenBank genome assembly. NCBI's taxonomy places the organism in Eukaryota, Fungi, Ascomycota, Dothideomycetes, Dothideales, Saccotheciaceae.
AUGGUUAAGCGCAGGGCGUCGGACGCGCUCGAGGACGACGAGCGCAAAACCAAGAGACAGCAUGCAAACAAUCCCGAUCGGUUGUCGAGGCUCAGUCACGAACUAACGCUCAGGGUGCUUUCGUUUCUGCCCGUGCCCGACCUCAUCAUUUGCCAGAGCGUGUCGCGACAUUUCCAUCGACUUGCUGGCGACUCACAGUUGUGGAAGGCCCUCUACUACAACCGAUUUGUCCGUCCGAGAGCAUCGCGCAUACCUGGGAUCAACGAAUCUGGAGUCCCUGCUGAGAGUUUGUGGUAUUCGAGCAAGCUCUCCAAAUGGCUAGACGAGGAUAAUCUGGUUAGAAGAGGGAAAGAGACAAACUGGAAGAGGCAGUACAAAACACGCCACAAUUGGACAAAAGGGACAUGCGGCGUUAGUGAGGUUCCUGUCUCGCCUGAACCAUCAGUCCCACCGACACUGCUUCAGAUGCACCAUGGCAUUAUCGUCAUGGCCGACAAUCUCCAUGGUUUGCGUGCAUGGUCAUCUCAAUCAGGCCGGGAUAUGCUAGCCACCAUCAAAUUUUCCGCCAAAUCAAGUCCUCCUUCAGCUCUAGCUGUUGAUACUGCAUCUUCAUCCUCAUCAACUGUCGCCAUCGCUGUCGGCUUCCAAGACGGCUCCUUCACCAUCUACCAUCUUGAUAUUCAUCAGCGCCGCUUUGUUUCUCGCUAUUCUCAUGAGCCCUCUUCCAAUGGCAUGAUCUCGGCCACGGCUUUAUCCUUCCCCUACCUUGCCACCAUGACUGCAGGCCAGCUUCUAUCUUUUUAUAAAUUCACGCCUUCCAAGGACGAAGCAUCGAAGGAGGACACAGCCCUAAAACCUCCACUCCUGUUGCAAUCAUUACACUCACGUACCGUCUGGCCGCCCCUUACUCUAUCCAUUCGACCACAGCCAGAUAACGUGCUUGUCUCAAUCGCCUACUCACUACCUACAUAUCUCAGCGGCUGGACCGUUGGCAUUCAGGAAAUGCGUCUUACCUCAGAAGGUACCCUCAUAGAAUCACGCCUCACCUCAGCAAUCGACCAGAACUAUCGCCCCCUCACCUUCAACUCUUCGAAUCCACCUGCAACACCAGCUCCACAAGCAAUACCUCCUUUUGGCCACUUCAACACUUCCGAAGCCAACCAAAUACACUCCAAACCAACUUCUCUCUCUUACUCACAUCCAUAUUUACUGGUCUCUCAUCCCGACAACACAUUAACCCUCUACCUCAUCUCUUCAACCACCGAUUCACUCAAAAUCAGCCCAGGCAACAGACUCUGGGGCCACACCUCUUCAGUCUCCGGAGCCCAUGUGGGUGGCCGCGGCAAAGCAGUCUCAGUCAGCACCCGCGGCGACGAACUACGCGUCUGGGAACUCGAAGGCGGCUUUGCUUCUGCAUCUGCUCGACGCCGUUUAGCUGCUGGCGAAUUGAGUGUGCAACUGCGACCCGAGAAACCCUCCUCUCUAUCUAUCAACGACGAGUCAUCUUCACCUAUCAAAGCUGGUGUGGGAUUGAGUCUUGCACUCAAAGACAGAGAAAUCGACGAAACUAGUAUGACAAGAGGAUUCAUCGGUUUCGACGACGAAAAAGUAGUCGUGCUCAGGGAAAGACACUGUGGCAAUCAAGCUUUGGUGAUUUACGAUUUUACUUAG